UAGAUGAAACACAAAAUUUAUGAGGUUAUGUUUACGUCAAAACAAGCUUGUUUGUUUUCUAUCGGUGUAUCUGUGUUUUCUCCAAUGAUUAUAGGAAUUAACAGUUAAUAAUUAUGGCAUCGUCAAGUAAAUUACCUGGUACAGGCUUAGAAGAAGUAGGAGUUCCAGGUCAAUCAUUUUUACGAGACGCUCUCACAAGUUGUACUGACCCCUUAAAAGCAAUAGAGGAAUUUCAACUAGAAAAUGGAAUUCUCCUUCCGUCUCUGAGACCUAUGCUGCCGCUGCUUGAUCUUCAUGGUGUUCGACGUCUUGAUUUUCAUACAUCUGUACUAGAAGAACUGCGGGACAAACUGAUAGCCCACAUCAACGAACUUGGCUCAAAAGAUGGCAAAGAACAUGACAAGAAGCUCAAGGAACUGUUAUCAAAAAGCUUUCCAGUUGUAAGAGUCAAAGCCUUGAGACCUGUAAUAAUGAGUAUCCUGAAAAAUACACCACACAUUGACGAUAAAUAUCUAAAGGUAUUGGUACGAGAUCGCGAACUUUACAAUGAUACAGACACAGAGGUGAAGAGACAGAUAUGGCAAGACAACCAAUCAUUAUUUGGAGACGAAGUUUCUCCUUUAUUAAGUCAAUAUAUUAGGGAAAAAGAGAAUGUUUUAUUUGAUCAUGAGAAUCUCACAAACUUGUUCUUUUCCCCUUCGCCAAAAGUGAGAAGGCAGGGAGCAGUUGUUCAGAAAUUAGCACAUAUGAUUGGCAACAGUGUGAAAUUGUAUGACAUGGUAUUACAAUUUCUCAGAACUUUAUUUUUAAGAACUAGAAAUGUACACUAUUGCACUCUUAGAGCUGAAUUGCUUAUGGCACUACAUGAUUUAGAAAUUCAGGAUAUUAUAUCUGUUGAUCCCUGCCACAAGUUUACAUGGUGCUUGGAUGCUUGUAUUCGAGAAAGAAAUGUUGAUAUCAAAAGAUCAAGAGAACUUCAAGGCUUCCUUGACAGUAUCAAAAGAGGUCAGGAACAAGUGCUUGGUGACUUAUCCAUGACUUUAUGUGACCCGUAUGCCAUCAACUUCUUAGCAACAUCUGCCAUUAAAAUACUUCAACAUUUAAUCAACACAGAAGGGCUUCCAAGAGACAAUACAAUAUUAAUUCUGUUAUUGAGAAUGUUAGCACUAGGCUUAAGUGCUUGGGUCAUGAUUGAUUCACAAGAAUUCAAGGAACCUAAACUUGACAGUCAAGUUGUCACCAAAUAUUUACCAGCAUUAAUGUCUUUGAUGGUUGAUGAUCAAGUCAGAGCACUACACAACAAAUUGCCACCUGAUGAAAGAGAGUCUGCGAUUACAACUAUUGAACAUUCAGGGCCACCCCCUGAUGCUUGUGAGGCUUACAUGAGAGAAAGUUCAGUUUGUGGAGUCCUUGCCAUGUACUACACACUUCACGCAGCCAAACUACGAGACCGUGGGGCCUUGCUUCGUAUUUUAAGUAUACUCGGCAGCUGUAAAGAUGGCCGAGCUUACGAAGACCCAUUCUUACAUGCUUUAGUAGCAUUACUCAUUCAACUUCCUGAUGAGUUUCAAGGCGAAGACUUCAGUACUGUACUAUUUGAUGAGUUUUUCUUUGCUGGGCUGUCCAAAGAUAAUGUAACAAGACAUCUUUUGAAACUGCUUUGGUACAUUCAUCCAAAAUUGCCAGAAACAAGAGUGCAGACAGUAAUGAAGGCUUUGCAACCGGGAACCCAGCAUAAUGAGUCUGUUCACAAGUUGCAUGAAGCCUUGUCACAAAAGAUGACAACUCAAGUUGAGCCAGUGCCUAGCACUAGUGAAAUGGAGUAUUUGGAUUCUCCCCUCAUGAGUGUACCCACUCCAGCACCUUAUCACAUGUAAAUUGGUUAAGUAUUAUUUUGUAUUUAGACUAAAAAUGAAAUUAAAAUUAUGAUAUAUUCUUUCAA
Amyelois transitella is the source of this 1942-nucleotide messenger RNA. It is a transcript of the gene NELF-B, whose product is annotated as negative elongation factor B. Gene Ontology annotation, cellular component: NELF complex; nucleus. The record is from RefSeq and is a predicted model, not a curated record. The transcript has a single exon. Lineage: Eukaryota; Metazoa; Arthropoda; Insecta; Lepidoptera; Pyralidae. Gene Ontology annotation, biological process: negative regulation of transcription elongation by RNA polymerase II. The coding region runs from base 114 to 1877 and encodes 587 amino acids.